CCCCCCUUUACACAAACACUCCAUAUAUCCUGCAAACACUGACAUGGGGGCGGAAGCCAAACCGCCCUCUUAACGCAGAGCAGCAUUUUCUGGGCUUUCCCUUACAUACUGGGUUCUCCAUCACGUCAUUGGAUUCUCAUCCUUUUGAUCUCUGUCUCCAUGACAACGGACCAAAUGAAUCAUUCAUAUCAAUGGGAAGACAAGAAGGGCUGGAAGUCUCAAAAGGUGAGCAGGUCUCCGCUUAGCAACUACAGGGCAUGGCAUUGUUCCUGGGGCAUCAGGGUGCACAUAAUGUUCUCAGACGUUAUCCCCGUGCCAAUAGUUUACUGGAGGAACUUCGACAAGGUACAAUAGAACGUGAGUGUAUGGAGGAGAUAUGCAGCUAUGAGGAGGUUAAAGAAGUCUAUGAAAGCAAGGAAAAAACGAUGGAGUUCUGGAGAAGCUAUAUGAACUCUUUGUAUUCAGUUCGGGACCCUUCUCAGUGGCCACAGCGCACCGAUUCUGUGUUUGUGGCCCUUCCACUUUUGGGAUUGGCAUUUCUCAUCAUCAUGGUCCUUUUUGUCAUCUGGAGGUGUCAGUUACACAAGUUUUCAGGCCACCCUCCAACCUACACUUCUCAGAACUGCUAUCUACAGAGCCAUUCUGCCAGAUCAAUUCCCAGAGUCAUCAUAUACCGUGAGACUGCACCAAUGGUGCACCAACAGGACCCACCGAACAAUAGGACAACAACAUAUUCUGAAGACAUUGUUUUUCCACCUCAGCAUCUUCUACCCAGACUUUCCACCUGUGCUCCUCCUCCCUGUUAUGAAGAAGUGACAGGAACUCAAGGAGAAGAAGAGAGGUCUGGAGUCCACUGCUGUGAUCCACCACCGAAAUACGAGGAGAUUGUUGAAGGGUUGUAAAUUAAAGAGUAAUUAAAUGGGGGGGGGGUCUUGCCUUAAUCCUGUUAUAUUAACCACUCUUGUUUUGAAGUCUAUGACUGGAAGAUGAAAAGUCUAUUUAUCUCACAGAGACACUACAAAAUAAUAAUAAUAAAUACUCUCUAUGUAA
This is a messenger RNA of Xenopus laevis (African clawed frog), 1050 nucleotides long. RefSeq names its product proline rich Gla (G-carboxyglutamic acid) 3 (transmembrane) L homeolog (gene prrg3.L). Gene Ontology annotation, molecular function: calcium ion binding. The record is from RefSeq and is marked provisional. Lineage: Eukaryota; Metazoa; Chordata; Amphibia; Anura; Pipidae. Gene Ontology annotation, cellular component: extracellular region.